Pantherophis guttatus is the source of this 1772-nucleotide messenger RNA. RefSeq names its product CCAAT enhancer binding protein delta (gene CEBPD). The record is from RefSeq and is a predicted model, not a curated record. Gene Ontology annotation, molecular function: RNA polymerase II cis-regulatory region sequence-specific DNA binding; DNA-binding transcription factor activity, RNA polymerase II-specific. Lineage: Eukaryota; Metazoa; Chordata; Lepidosauria; Squamata; Colubridae. Gene Ontology annotation, biological process: DNA-templated transcription; regulation of transcription by RNA polymerase II; regulation of cell differentiation.
GCGGCACCUCGCCGUCAGGUUUUCCUUUUCAAACGCACGUGUGCGAUCUCGGGCUCUCAAGCGACGGGAGCACAGCUUACCAGUCCGAAGGCGCGAGUGACAUCGGGGGGCCGAGGAACGUCCGGGGAGGCCCACAGGUCAAGGAACGAGCCGCACCGACGGCCGCUUAAGCUUCCCACCUUCCCUCUGAAUUCUAGCUUACCUCGCCGACCCGAGAGUUUGCAAUGAGCGCCGCCACCCUGGACCCCUUGGACUCGCUUUCGUGCUACAGAACCUGGUCUCUGGAGCCCGCCAAUUUCUACGACGCCAAGGCGGGUGAAGGCAGCGGCGGCCUGAGUCCUUCCUGCAAGGCGAGCAGCGUGAGUGUCACCCAGGCGAGCGAGGAGUCCGGGGGGAUGUGCUCGGCUCCGAGCAGCGGCAGCCGCGACCUGGCGGAGCUGAGUGCCGCCGCGCCGGCCAUGUACGAGGACGAGAGCGCCAUCGACUUCAGCUCCUACAUUGACUCCAUGGCGGCCGUGCCGAACUUGGAGCUGUGCAACGACGAGCUCUUCGCCGACCUCUUCAACAGCAACCACAAGGGCGGCGAGCGCAGCGGGGGCUACGGGGAUUACCUGCCGCCGCCACAGGCGCCGCCGCCGCCAGCGUCCGGAGGGAGCGCCUUGGCCAGCCUGCUGCACGCCAGCGUCUUUCCCGGCCCGCUCCGGGGCGCCGUCAAGCAAGAGCCAGAGUGGGGCGAGGAGGCAUCGAGCUCGCUGUUGCCCUCCCAGAUUGCUACUUGCGCCCAAACCAUUGUCAACUUGAGCGGGCAGCCCACGCCGCCCACCUCCCCCGAACCUCCGGGCAGCGCCUCGCCGUCCAGCUAUAGCAGCCGCUCUUCAGCUUCGUCGUCGUCGGGGUCCAAGGAGCGGUCGGGCAAAAAGGGCGUGGACAGGUUCAGUCCGGAGUACCGGCAGCGGCGGGAGCGCAACAACAUUGCGGUGCGCAAGAGCCGCGACAAAGCGAAGCGCCGCAACCAAGACAUGCAGCAGAAACUGGUCGAGCUCUCCGCCGAGAACGACAGGCUGCAUAAGAAGAUCGAGCAACUCAGCCGGGACUUAACUAGCCUCCGACACUUCUUCAAGCAGUUGCCCAACGCCUCUUUCCUGCAGCCUUCCUCGGUCACGGACUGCCGGUAACCGGCUGCAGGCAGCGCCGCCACGGCCGCCCAUACGCGAGAGACUUUGAACUUCUUCAUGAAUACCUCAGCGCGAGUCGCACAAACUGCAGCGGGGGCUGCGGGGGAGGGGGAGGGAGGGCCAGACUAGAAGACUCGGGCUGCCCCGGGGACUGUGCCAAAGGUACGCGGAGGGAGGCGCUCUUUGCCUCGCCUCUUCCCUCAAGCAAGAAACCUAGCCUGGAAGGCCGGACUGAACUACGCCGGAAUGGGGGGGUGGGGACAACAACCUGUGUGCGUGCGUGUGUUUUGCCUUUUUUUUUUUUUUGGAAUGGGCUAAGCUUGGGUCUUUUUAACCACAAAACUUGCCAAAGUUUUUUUUUUAAGCGAAAGAGAAGCUAAACGUCUUUCCUCCUAAAUUAUUUUUAUAAUGAUCAUCCUCCCUUUCCCCUUCCCCCUUUGUUGAUGCAGCUAUGGUACUUUGUAAGAAACAAUGAUUUUUCAGACUUUUCAAACACUUUUUAUUAUAAAUAGUAUGAGGAAAAAGUAGACUGAGCAUGCUCAAACUUUUAUAUAAAAUUUUUACAGCAUUUCUAAAAUAAAAAUCCCUUGAAAUGUA